GCCAAGAUUAUUCAGCAGUCCCAAAAUGAUAAAAACCCGAAGGUUGACGUUUCAUUGUUCGAUGGACGCCUCGGGAUGGGCAGAAAAGUUCGAGCAAUUGGGAAGUUGCUGCGAAUGGUCGAAUGAAAAGAUGCUGCAAAUGGUGAAGAGAUACUGCAAGAUCCAGUACAAGGAAGAGGUGGAGGAGUUGGUACAAGAUUCAAUGGACUGGUCUGAAUUUAAAAGGAAGCUGCUAGACAAGUACCAGUUGAGCGAUCAACUGUUGGACUUGACAGAUUUGAGAAGGGUUAGUCGAAAAAGCUUUGGCACAAUAAAGCAGUUCCUUACUGAAUUCGAGCAGGUGGCAAGGUUAGUUUUUGACCUUCCAGACAAAGAUCGUUGCCUCAUCUUCCUGGACAAUUUCACGGAAGUGGAGCAACUAAAAUUGGUAAAAGGAAUGAAAAAUCGAUAUGAUUGGCCAAAAAUUAGAGAGAAUUUAUUGGCCCGGAACUUUGAUCUGAUCCUCUACCGAUUGUUGAAACAGCAGAAGGAGAAUCGAGAGAGGACACAGUUGGGAACAGAUAAGGACAGGAAAGUCUAUAAAACCUUAUCUGACAUGAAGGAAAUGAUGACCAGCAUGAAAAAAGAGCGGUUGAAGCUUCAAGUGAUGAUGGCUAAGGCGAAAACUUGGAAGAGAAAAGCGAAGGAGCCUGUCACUGAAGAAAGUAGCAGUGAGAGUGAAAGCGAGGAGGAAAGGGAACCUCCUCGUAAAUUGACCAAGGGUGAGCGGAAAGCCUUGAACCAGAUACGAGGAGGGCAAGACACUUCUCGUAAACAAGGAGAAAACAGCAGGAAUGGAGGAAAUGGAAGCGGGGAGCGACAGGCUGAUCAAGGACAACAAAAUCAAGGUCAACAGAUUCAACCACAGGGUGGUCGAGGCCGUGGUAGGAGCCGCGGAAACGGAAGCGGACGUGGGAACUCGCAGGAAUACGUCUGCAAAUAUUGUGAUAUGAAGGGACAUGUUAUUCGUUUCUGCCAGAUUCUCGCCAAGGACGAGAAGGACCAUGUCGUCUUCACAACGAUUCGAGGAGAAGUCUUUGACUACGAGGGAAACCUUAUCUAUCACGAUAUUGAAGGAGGAAUGAGAAAGAAGGUUUUUCGACGGAUGGACCGUCCUCUUCCGGUCACGUUCCGCUUAGCUUCUCCUGAAGAAGCAAACAUUUUUGAAUUAGAAGAAACAAUGGCUUCUCUGGAGCUUGGUGGGUGUGACGAAAAAGAGUUGGAGGAAAGGAAAGAUGACAUUGCUCAUCGGGCGCGAAAAGUAACCAGGAAACUGGGCAAAUGUCGAGAUUUCAUUGUUCAAUUAUGUGUGGACAUGGAUAAAAUUUGGUCGAACCUUCCGAAUGUGUUCCUCUUUGGUGGAUGGGGAAACGAGGGACAGGAUGGGUGAGCACCUGCGGCCGCUUCGGCGCAGGAAGCAACGCCAAUGACACGACCAAUGAUGAUGUCUGGACCUGUUCUCAAGCGAGGGAUGCCAACCGUCAUGGUGAAGACGAGGAAAGGAAGGAAGACCUCACAAUCGCAGCCUGCGCCUGGAGAGAGUUCAAAGGGACCUCAGGAAAAGGAGCCUAUUCAGAUAGAGGAAGGGGAUGAUGAGGAGGAGGAUGAAAGAUUGCGAGCAGAGGAUGAACUGCUAGCCAAACAAAGGGCCAAGGAAAAG
Chara braunii is the source of this 1699-nucleotide messenger RNA. Lineage: Eukaryota; Viridiplantae; Streptophyta; Charophyceae; Charales; Characeae. The record is from the annotation of a GenBank genome assembly.